Drosophila pseudoobscura is the source of this 504-nucleotide messenger RNA. RefSeq lists its product as uncharacterized. The coding region runs from base 1 to 504 and encodes 167 amino acids. Lineage: Eukaryota; Metazoa; Arthropoda; Insecta; Diptera; Drosophilidae. The record is from RefSeq and is a predicted model, not a curated record. The transcript is spliced from 2 exons.
AUGUUGAAGCUAUUCACCAUUACAACGCUGCUCGUGGGCACGCAGGCAACGGGCAAGUGCACAUUUAAUGAGAAGCACUUCAAUAACUUCACCCUGGCCAUCGUCAACAACACCCUGUACAUGGACUUGGUGACGCCCAGGACGAUUCCGCGUGGCCUCAAGGUCUUCAUGGACGUGCAAAUCAGCCUGGACAAGAGAAGGAACUACCAGCGGCUCUUCGCCUACGUCCUGGACGUCUGCGCCGUGGUCUCGUCGGUGAAGUCCAGCAUGUUCAAGAGCUGGUUCCAGAGCAUCCUCCAGCACGGCAACUUCAUGAGCAACUGCCCCGUGCCCCCGGGCCGCUACUUCCUGCACGACUGGAAGCUGGACUCGCAGCUGGUGCCGCACUACCUGAUACCCGGGGACUACCGCGUCUUCUCGCACUUCUUCUACGGGAAGCACAAGACCAGACACGAGGACUUUGUCCUCGACAUAGACAUCUAUGCGGUGAUGAGGGCGGCAUAG